CCGACACUUCACCAUUUCAUUGCUAAAAAAAUCACUUCACUCAAAACUUCAUCAUCAACUUACUCCUAUUCUUAUUCCUUUGCAUUUGUCAUCGAUAAUUCUUAGUUAGCUCGCACAAACUUCAACAAUUAUGAAGAAAGUGUUGUUGAAAGUGGACUUUUAUAAUGAUAGAAUCAAGCAAAAAGUUAUGAAGACAGCAUCUAGCCUUCCAGGGGCUGAAUCAGUAGCAAUAGACUCGAAAGAGAAGAAAUUGACAUUAUCGGGGGAUAUUGAUCCUGUAAAGGCAGUGUGCAAGCUAAGAAAGUUGUGUCAAACUGAAAUAGUAUCAAUUGGACCUUUAAAAGAUGAGAAGAAGGAUUCAACAAAUACAAAUGAAGUUAUUCCAGUUCAAUACUUUGACACCUAUCCAUUUUAUUAUCAGAUGACCCAACCACGAUAUUUUCAAUAUUACUACUAUGUUUGAUGUGCAUAAUAAGAAAACAAUCUUUUAUUGAGUUUGAUAAGCGUCACCACCAACCAUUUCUUAUUACAGGAAACAUCAUAAAAUAUAUGUAGUGUUUGAAACAUGUAAGUCCAAGCGGUGCUUCAAUUUGUUACAAAUGAGUAAGUUGGUCAAUACAUCAACUAUAUUUUCUAAAGUAUGAACUUUUUCAUGUAAUAUCUAUCAAGGUGUAAGUAAAUCUCUAAUGUGUGAUACCUCACAUCAAUAUGUUUGGUUUGGGCAUCAUACACCUCAAUGUUUGCCAAAUAAAUGGCACAUUGACUAUCACAUUUCAAUCGAACUCCACAUUGUUUAACACCCAA
Molecule: messenger RNA, 804 nt
Organism: Medicago truncatula (barrel medic)
Lineage: Eukaryota; Viridiplantae; Streptophyta; Magnoliopsida; Fabales; Fabaceae
Product: heavy metal-associated isoprenylated plant protein 39
Exons: 3
Coding region: 131-463 (110 amino acids)
Molecular function (GO): metal ion binding
Source: RefSeq, a predicted model, not a curated record